Molecule: messenger RNA, 3349 nt
Organism: Oncorhynchus nerka (sockeye salmon)
Lineage: Eukaryota; Metazoa; Chordata; Actinopteri; Salmoniformes; Salmonidae
Product: integumentary mucin C.1-like
Exons: 15
Coding region: 144-2852 (902 amino acids)
Source: RefSeq, a predicted model, not a curated record
GCGAGGCAGAUAGUUCUACAUCUGGAAAUCAGUCAAUUCAUUAUCAUUCUAUUGUGGAAAGAAAGUAACAGGACUCCUCUUCGUGGUAAACAUAGUUAUAUUUCUAAAGGUGUUUCCAGGUAGCGGUAGCAUUAAAAGGUGACAUGUAUUGGAAGAUUUUGACAGCAGUUCUCUGCUUCUAUGCAGUUGUUCCUGUAGAACCUACUGCAUCCUCAGCAGCUCCCACAACAACUGGAAAUGCAACAACAACAGCCACAGCUGCCAACACCACAAUCACAGCUGCCAACAAUAUCACCACAUCUGCCAACACUACAACCACAGCUGUCCCCACAACAGCCACAGCUGCGAACACUACAUCCACAUAUGCCAACAAUAUCACCACAUCUGCCAACACUACAACCACAGCUACCAACACAACAGCCACAGCUGCCAACACUACAACCACAGCUGCCAAAACCUCAACCCCAGCUGCCAACAAUAUCACCACAGCUGUCAAAACCACAACCACAGCUGCCCCCACAACAACCACAGCCGCUCCAACUACAACACCCUCGCCCCCAGUUGUUUUUGACCUGGUAUUCAGAUCAGAUGAGGUUUUCAGUCCUGCUCUGACAAAUACCUCUUCACCUUCGUUCCAGAAUCUUGUAACAAAGACAAUUCAAGCGCUUGAGCCUCUGUUUAAGGCACAAUUCCCAAACUUCAUAAGACUGAUUGUGGUGGGUUUCAGGAAUGGUUCCAUCAUCACAGACACCCAGCUGGAGUUUGCUGCCGCUAACACAACUGCUAAUGCGACCACACCUUUUGCUGAUGCUGUGGCUACUACUCUGAAGGCUGCGAUCACCAAUGGAAGUUUGAGUAUCAACAUCUCAGCCAAUUUCAAGAUUACUGUAAAACCGACUCCAUCCACAGCAUCUCCCACCACAACUGGAGAUGCAACAACGACAACCACAUCUGUCCCCACAACAACCACAGCUGUCCCCACAACAACCACAGCUGCCAACACUACAACCACAGCUGCCAAAACCACAACCACAGCUGCCAACACUACAACCACAGCUGCCAACACUACAACCACAGCUGCCAACACUACAACCACAGCUGCCAACACUACAACCACAGCUGCCAAAACCACAACCACAGCUGCCAACACUACAACCACAGCUGCCAACACUACAACCACAGCUGCCAACACUACAACCACAGCUGUCCCCACAACAGCCACUGCUGCCAACACUGCAACCACAGCUGCCCCCACAACAACCACAGCCGCUCCAACUACAACACCCUCGCCCAAAGUUGUUUUGAAUCUGGUAUUCAGAUCAGAUGAGGUUUUCAGUCCUGCUCUGACAAAUACCUCUUCACCUUCGUUCCAGAAUCUUGUAACGAAGACAAUUCAAGCGCUUGAGCCUCUGUUUAAGGCACAUUUCCCAACCUUCAUAAGACUGAUUGUGGUGGGUUUCAGGAAUGGUUCCAUCAUCACAGACAGCCAGCUGGAGUUUGCUGCCGCUAACACAACUGCUAAUGCGACCACACCUUUUGCUGAUGCUGUGGCUACUACUCUGAAGGCUGCGAUCACCAAUGGAAGUUUGAGUAUCAACAUCUCAGCCAAUUUCAAUAUUACUGUCCAAGCUAAUGCAACUACAGCAGCUCCCACAACAACCACAGCUGCCCCCUUAACAACCACAGCUGCUCUCACAACUACCACAGCUGCCCCCUUAACAACCACAGCUGCUCCAACAACUACCACAAGCGCACCAACAACAACCACACGUGCACCAACAACAACUACAGCUGCCCUACAAACAACCACAGCUGCCGUUGCCCCGACGACCACCGCAGCCCCAAAUGUUUUGCUUCUGGAGUUCAGUUCAGAUGAGAACUUUACCGAAACUCUCUCAAACAACACCUCGCAAGCUUUCCGGGAUCGGGCUACUACUGUAAAAAACGCGAUUGAGCCAGUCUAUCGCAAAGUCUUUAGAAGUUUCAUUCAGCUUGUUGUGUUGAGUUUCAGACGUGGGUCCGUCAUCACAGAAUGCAGAAUGGAGUUUGGACCUACUGGUAACGGGACUGCACCCACUGCUAAUUCGGUGAAAGAUGUUCUGGUGGAAGCAGUCAACAACGGGAAUAUAGAUAUCCGUGUCAAUGCCAGCUCCAUCGUUGUCAGCGUCCAAGCUAAUGCAACGACAGCAGCUCCCACAACAACCACAGCUGCCCCCUUAACAACCACAGCUGCUCCCACAACUACCACAGCUGCCCCCUUAACAACCACAGCUGCUCUCACAACUACCACAGCUGCCCCCUUAACAACCACAGCUGCUCCAACAACUACCACAAGCGCACCAACAACAACCACACGUGCACCAACAACAACUACAGCUGCCCUACAAACAACCACAGCUGCCGUUGCCCCGACGACCACCGCAGCUCCAAAUGUUUUGCUUCUGGAGUUCAGUUCAGAUGAGACCUUCACCGAAACUCUCUCAAACAACGCCUCGCAAGCUUUCCGGGAUCGGGCUACUACUGUAAAAAACGCGAUUGAGCCAGUCUAUCGCAAAGUCUUUAGAAGUUUCAUUCAGCUUGUUGUGUUGAGUUUCAGACGUGGGUCCGUCAUCACAGAAUGCAGAAUGGAGUUUGGACCUACUGGUAACGGGACUGCACCCACUGCUAAAUUGGUGAAAGAUGUUCUGGUGGAAGCUGUCAACAACGGGAAUAUAGAUAUCAGUGUCAAUGCCAGCUCCAUCGUUGUCAGCGUUCUAAGCUCAUCCAUGUCUCCAGUGGUAAACAGUGUGUUUUCCUCUUUUGGAAUGACCCUGGUUUUCCUGCUGCUGUCUGCUGCAAUGCACAGACUUUAAGACCAGGACAAACCAACUCAUUUGCAACCCUGCACCUGACUACACAUGUAACUCUUUUAUUUUAAUUUUUUUUAUCACAUAGCCCUCUUUUUCCAGUGAAAUAUCUCUAUAGCAUAUGCAUAUUAGGAUCCAGCUCUAUCAUUCAAAUGAAAUUAUGUUUGUUUAAUCCUAGAUGCUCUUUAACGUAAUGUUAAACCUAUUGUACAGGAAUGGAUGCGUAAGCAGAUUUUGUUUGUUUGGUUAUAGCCCAUAGUAAAAUAUGAUGUAGAGCACGUUUGAUAAUACAUUGAGUGUAUUCAUAGAGUAAACCUUUUUAGUGGAAUGAAUUUCAAUAUGCAGUUAAUGAAGGCAGGGCAAACAAUGAAACCCGACCUGAAGAUCAUCCCAACCAUCAAAAUCACCCAUUAUCACUAUUGUGAGAAUAUGUCUGCGUUAAUACAAUUAUCCCUUGUGUUUACUGUUGAUUUGAUGAAAAUAAAAAGGAAACUUUGGAAGAA